AUGGAGGUCCAAAUAAUUUCCCAGGAGUACAUCAAGCCCUCUUCCCCAACACAUCCACACUUGAACGCUUACAAAUUUUCUCUCUUGGAUCACUUAAUGCCUCCAAUUUAUGUUCCCAUGAUCUUGUUCUAUCCUCCUGUUUCACCUCCCAUUUCUACUAGCAGUGAAAGAUCACAAGCACUCAAACAAUCUCUCUCGGAAACCCUGACUCGCUUUUACCCGCUUGCAGGAAGAAUCAGAAGCAAUCUUUGCAUAGAUUGCAACGAUGAAGGAGCUUGUUACAUAGAGGCUAAAGAUGAGUCACAUGACCUCUCGGAGUUUCUGCAGCAUCCUGAUUUGUCACUACUCCCAAAGCUUCUUCCACCUUUAGACAGUAUGCUUGAUCACAGUGGUCAACUUAAAAAUGCCACAACCGCCCCCGGAGGAGGAGCUGUUGUAGUCAUGAUACAAGUAACCAACUUCGCCUGUGGCGGCUUUGUGAUCGGAGUGUAUGUUUCUCACAUGAUUGUUGAUGGUGUUGGCAUCAGCACCUUUCUCAAAGCUUGGGCUGCAGCCACAGCACAGAGUCAAUCAGGUACUGAUCAGUGUAUUCAUGUGUUGCCUAGUUUUGAUGGUGCAGCAUUGUUCCCUCCGAUUCUUGAUGAACAAGGAAAGUUUGCACACCCAACAGAAGCAACUAUGAGGGGCUUGUACAGGCGUUUUGCCAAGAAAGGAAGGUGUGUUAAUAAGAGAUUUGUAUUUGAGGCCUCAGCUGUGGCCAAACUUAAAGAGCUAGCAGCAACAUCAUCAUUACAGAAUCCAAGUCGGGUGGAGGCAGUUUCGGCAUUCAUCUGGAAAUGCGCCAGAUCUGCUUGGAAGGCCAAGUCUGGUCGAUCUGCACCAAGUUUGAUAACACACGCAGUGAAUUUGCGCCGAAGAGCUGACCCGAAUCUUCCACAAAAUAGUAUGGGGAAUUUUGUUUGUUUGACAGGUGCAAUAGCAAAUGAAUGUCACGGAGAAGAGGAGUUAGAGUUGUCAAGCUUGGUGAGCAAGAUGAGGGAAGCAACAUCGAAAGUCAAUGGUGACUUGGUGGCGAAGCUACAAGGCCAGGGCAGGUUGGAGACUUUGAGUAAGGUUUCCUAG
Messenger RNA from Fragaria vesca subsp. vesca, 1122 nucleotides. Its product is annotated as vinorine synthase-like. NCBI's taxonomy places the organism in Eukaryota, Viridiplantae, Streptophyta, Magnoliopsida, Rosales, Rosaceae. The coding region runs from base 1 to 1122 and encodes 373 amino acids. The transcript has a single exon. The record is from RefSeq and is a predicted model, not a curated record.